AUGGCCAAUGAAGAUUUGCCAGUCUACUCGGCUCGCGACCUUUCCCCACGUUAUGAAGCAUUCUCUGAAGAAGAUGAUGAGAAUGGCGAUCCAAUCUUCUUAUACUCGUCUUUUGGCUACAUCACCGAUGACGAUGUAGCUUACUUUGGCCAGUCAAAACUUCGAAAGCGCGAAUUAGACCAGAAAAGCAUCAGAGAGAGUUUGCAGCACCUCCCAGAUGAGGAUGUGUACCCCAAGGCUCCCUCAAGCAUCACUGCAUUUUCAACUCCGAUCGACGAGAAGUUCUUUAUCAAAAGGCCAAAACUACACCUAGACUUUAUAGGUACCCGUCUGCUACCGAAACUCAUGUUACAUGAGGCUGAGACGAUGGAGUUGCUUCUGCGUAACCCACAUCCGCAUAUCGUCAAGUAUCAUGGCUGCUUGGUCAAUCGUGGUUGUAUCGUCGGCCUUGUUUUAGAUCGCCACCCGAUCACGCUUCAGCAUCGAUUAGAGGAGGAUGCAGAAAACUUUGGGGUUGAAAACUGCAUGCACAAGUUGAGGUCUGCAGUUUCCCACCUUCAUUCACUUGGACGAGCGCACAAUGAUCUUACGCCAAUGAACAUUAUGCUUGACGAUGACGAUAACCCCGUUAUCAUUGACUUUGGUUCAUGCCAACCAUUUGGAACAUCACUUAUUACAGCAGGGACGCCGGGGUGGAUUGACGAAGACUUCACAGUUUCCGCUCAUGAGCAUGAUCUAAUUGCACUGGAAAAGAUACAAGUAUGGCUUCAAAAGCUAACGAGAGCUACAAGAAAUCCAGAGACGGAACAGGGGACCUGCGAGUCUAGUUUGCCCAUUUCCACAUGA
Plenodomus lingam JN3 is the source of this 846-nucleotide messenger RNA. RefSeq lists its product as uncharacterized. Lineage: Eukaryota; Fungi; Ascomycota; Dothideomycetes; Pleosporales; Leptosphaeriaceae. Gene Ontology annotation, biological process: protein phosphorylation; signal transduction. Gene Ontology annotation, molecular function: ATP binding; protein serine/threonine kinase activity. The record is from RefSeq and is a predicted model, not a curated record.